Messenger RNA from Parasteatoda tepidariorum (common house spider), 817 nucleotides. NCBI's taxonomy places the organism in Eukaryota, Metazoa, Arthropoda, Arachnida, Araneae, Theridiidae. The record is from RefSeq and is a predicted model, not a curated record.
UUUUCUAGAUUCUUCCUCCAAUGUCUCGUGUGAUCAGAUGCACACCAAAUACAGCAGCUGUUGUUUUGGCUGGAGUGACUGUGUUUUCCUGUGGGAAGCAUACACGAAAAGGUGAUGCUGAAUUAGCGCGAAAAAUAUUUUCUGGAAUCGGCUUUACUGAGGAAGCAGAAGAAAAACUUAUGGAUGCAGUGACUGGUGUUAGUGGUGCUGGACCAGCCUUUGUACUGAUGGCAAUUGAAGCUAUUGCUGAUGGAGGUGUCAAAAUGGGUUUACUAAAAAGUGUAGCUUUGAAAUUAGCUGCACAUACAGUACUUGGAGCAGCAAAAAUGGUUAUAGAGACUGGUCAGCAUCCUGGGCUUUUAAAGGAUCAGGUUAUAUCUCCUGGUGGUGCUACAAUCAGGGGUAUUCAUGAAUUGGAGAAAAAUUGCUUCCGAGGUUCUCUCAUGACAGCUGUUGAAGUUGCUACUUUGCGCUCUAAAGAAACAGAGGAAGAGGCCAAUAAAUCAGUUUAAUUAUGUUGCGGGUAGAUAUUGAAUGUUAUACGUACGUGUGGUUUCUCUCUUUUUAUAUUUUUGCUGGGAAUUCCAGAAAAAUAAGCAUUUAGUCAUUUUUAUUUUAUCUUAACUGAUUUUAGCAGUAUAAACUCUUGUAUCAAUAUCUUGUUAUAAUUUCUACUUGUUUCACAACUGUAUACAUUAGUAUUCUAUUAUUACAUUAUUUAAAAAAAUAAUAAGAACCAAACAGCAAACAAAUAUUUCAAUGAAAUGUUUUGUUAGGAAAUUAACUAAAGUAAACUUCUUGUUGUUAUAAAGGUUAA